UUGAAUAACAGGAUUAGAUACAGUAGGUUAGAAUGGCUGCUUUUGUGUUGCUCUUGUAUCUUUUCUGCCUGGCAACAGCAGAAGCUGGGAAUAUUUUAGUUGUUCCUUCGGAUGGCAGUCACUGGACAGGUAUGAAGCCUUUGGUGGAGGAGCUUGGCCGUAGAGGAAACCAAGUGGUGGUCGUCAUCCCAGAAGCAAGUCUGAGCAUGGGUCCGUCUCAGCACACCACAACUCUGUCUUAUCCUGUGUCCUACACCAAAGCUCAGAUACAGGAGAUUGUGAAAGCCGGUGUUACAACUCUGAUAAGUACUUAUGUAUCUACAGAUCUGCCCAGGUUUCAGAGUUUCAUCAACAGAAUGAAUUCGCUUAGUAAUAUUAUAAUCCGCAGUGCUGAGGGUUUCCUCUCCAACAAAGACUUGAUAAAGAAACUGCAAGACUACAACUUUGAUGUCAUUCUCACAGAUCCAUUUGAGCUUGUUGGAGUCAUUGCUGCAGAAUAUCUCUCAGUUCCAGCCAUUUACAUACAGACAAGUCAUCCUUGUAAUGUUGACACUCUUGCCAGUCAAUGCCCAUCUCCACCGUCUUAUGUUCCACAUAUCUUAACUCACUUUUCUGACCGCAUGAAUCUUUGGCAAAGAAGUGUAAACUUUAUAAGGACUCUUAUUCAGCCCAUGGCCUGCAGACGGAUGUUCACUCGUGCAGAUGAAAUCGCUUCACGUGUUCUUCAGAGAAAAACAUCUAUAAUGGACAUUAUGAGCCAUGCAGCUCUCUGGUUUGUGCAUUCUGACUUUGCUUUGGAAUUUCCUCAUCCAUUAAUGCCCAACAUGAUCAUUGUUGGAGGAAUGGACAACACGAAAGCAGAACCUUUGUCUCAGGAACUGGAGGAGUUUGUGAACGGCUCUGGAGAGCACGGGUUUGUUGUCUUCACUCUGGGCUCCAUGGUGUCACAGCUACCCGAAGCCAAAGCCAGAGAGUUCUUUGAGGCAUUUAGACAGAUACCUCAGAGAGUGUUGUGGAGAUACACUGGACCAGUCCCAGAAAAUGCACCAAAGAAUGUCAAAUUAAUGAAAUGGCUGCCACAGAAUGACCUCUUGGGCCAUCCUAAGGUUAGGGCUUUUGUUACACAUGGUGGAUCACAUGGAAUCUAUGAAGGAAUCUGUAAUGGAGUGCCUAUGGUGAUGCUUCCUCUGUUUGGAGACCAAGGGGAUAAUGCUCAGCGUUUGGUGUCUCGAGGAGUCGCAGAAAGCCUGACUAUCUAUGAUGUGACCUCCGAAAAACUGCUGGUUGCAUUGAAGAAAGUCAUCAAUGAUAAAAGCUACAAGGAGAAGAUGAUGAAGCUCUCUGCCAUUCAUAGAGACCGUCCAAUUGAACCACUGGACCUGGCUGUGUUCUGGACUGAGUUUGUCAUGAGACACAAAGGAGCAGAGCAUCUCAGACCUGCAGCCCAUGACCUGAACUGGAUUCAGUAUCACUCUCUGGACGUCAUCGGCUUCCUUCUUCUUAUUCUAUUGACUGUUAUUUUUGUGACUGUCAAAAGCUGCAUGUUCUGUUUCAGAAAGUGCUUCAAGAAAUCUCAGAAGAAGAAGAAGGCAUAAAAACAUGACAAAAUGUGAUAGUUUUGUGCCUUUUUUGUGGGGUGAUCAUGCAGGGAACAGUUUAAUUAUUUAAUUAAUAUUGUGUUUAGGCUCUAUACGACCCCAGACCCUCUUCAAGUGAAAAACAAAAAGUUGUUGUUUUUUCAGGACUUUUCUUAAUUACAUAAGAACUAUGAAAUUGAGACUUUAAAAUGUGCUUAUUACAUAAUUACAAUGUUUCUGUGUUUUUACUACUUUAAUGUCUUCAUGGCCUGGAUAAAUUACUUGAAUAAAGCCUCACAAAAUUA
Messenger RNA from Danio rerio (zebrafish), 1882 nucleotides. It is a transcript of the gene ugt1a6, whose product is annotated as UDP glucuronosyltransferase 1 family, polypeptide A6. Gene Ontology annotation, molecular function: UDP-glycosyltransferase activity; glucuronosyltransferase activity. Gene Ontology annotation, cellular component: membrane; endoplasmic reticulum membrane. The record is from RefSeq and is marked validated. Lineage: Eukaryota; Metazoa; Chordata; Actinopteri; Cypriniformes; Danionidae.